This is a messenger RNA of Anarrhichthys ocellatus (wolf-eel), 5528 nucleotides long. RefSeq names its product gamma-aminobutyric acid type A receptor subunit alpha1 (gene gabra1). The transcript has 10 exons. Gene Ontology annotation, cellular component: membrane. Gene Ontology annotation, molecular function: GABA-A receptor activity; extracellular ligand-gated monoatomic ion channel activity. NCBI's taxonomy places the organism in Eukaryota, Metazoa, Chordata, Actinopteri, Perciformes, Anarhichadidae. The coding region runs from base 501 to 1886 and encodes 461 amino acids. The record is from RefSeq and is a predicted model, not a curated record. Gene Ontology annotation, biological process: monoatomic ion transmembrane transport.
UUUAGUAGCCACUGAAAAGAGAUUAGGGCGACAGCAGUGGAAGUUAAAUUGUGCUGCAUGUAAAAUGGGCGGGCUAGUCCUUAUAUUAGGUUUGGUACAGCCUAUUCCAAAAUGAAAUGGUCUGAGCUUGGACACAGUCUGUUUGCCAUGUACUUUAUUUAUAGGCAUGAGCGAUAAACUAAAACAUUUAUUUUGGAAAGAGACCUCGGUACACAGACCAGAUUUUUAAGUUGAGAAGAAUUUUUUUGUUGUUGUUGCUGACAGACUAAGAUAGUUCAACUCACUACAGCACCACCAAUGAACAGUGAGAGAGACCUGCGCAUAUCGUCAGCAGCCGCUUCUCCAGCCCCAAGCUAAAAUUCGUCAGAUCUGAGAUCACAGAGGAUUUUUGUCAUUCAGUCCGGCAAGAAAAGAUAUUCUCAAAAGUUUGAGGAUAUAGCCAGCGGACACCGAAUAUAUCCCGACUCAUCUGCUCAGUGAAAGGUCCUCAUAUUGCAACGAUGUGUGGACGGAGCAGGACGGCCUUUCUCUUUCUGUGGGCUGGCUUGCUUGUCGCCAACAGCGUACUGGGUGGGAAAAGCUCUGGGCAGAACGGCAUGACAGAUGAACAGAAAGAUAACACUACAGUGUUCACGAAGAUCUUAGACAGUCUUCUGGAUGGCUAUGACAAUCGCCUCAGGCCAGGACUAGGAGAGCGUGUAACCGAAGUCAAGACUGACAUUUUCGUGACUAGUAUUGGACCCGUUUCGGACCAUGAAAUGGAGUACACCAUCGAUGUCUUCUUCAGACAGAGCUGGAAGGAUGAACGGUUAAAGUUUAAAGGACCCAUGGCCGUGCUGCGUCUCAACAACCUGAUGGCCAGCAAGAUCUGGACCCCCGACACCUUCUUCCACAAUGGCAAGAAGUCGGUGGCUCACAACAUGACCAUGCCGAACAAGCUGCUGCGAAUUACAGAGGAAGGCACACUGCUGUACACCAUGAGGCUUACAGUAAGAGCAGAAUGCCCCAUGCACCUGGAGGACUUCCCGAUGGAUGCCCAUGCUUGUCCACUGAAGUUUGGCAGCUAUGCCUACACUCAAGCAGAGGUGGUGUAUGUGUGGACCAGAGGGGCUGCCCAAUCCGUGGUGGUGGCAGAGGAUGGCUCCAGAUUAAACCAGUACGAUCUGAUGGGGCAGAGUGUGGAUUCCGGUGUGGUGCAGUCCAGCACAGGAGAGUAUGUCGUGAUGACAACCCACUUCCACCUGAAGAGAAAAAUUGGUUACUUUGUGAUCCAGACAUAUCUACCUUGCAUCAUGACAGUCAUCCUCUCCCAAGUGUCUUUCUGGCUCAACAGAGAGUCCGUCCCUGCCAGGACUGUCUUUGGAGUGACCACUGUCCUGACCAUGACCACACUCAGUAUCAGUGCCAGGAACUCUCUCCCUAAAGUGGCCUAUGCCACAGCUAUGGACUGGUUCAUCGCAGUCUGCUAUGCCUUCGUCUUCUCGGCCCUCAUUGAGUUUGCCACAGUCAACUACUUCACCAAGAGGGGUUACGCCUGGGAUGGAAAAAGUGUUGUGCCAGAGAAGCAAAAGAAGAAGAAGGAGUCCCUCCUCAAGAAGAACAACACUACAGCCUACCCAGCUGCAACUGCUACAGCCUUCGCCCCCAAUAUUGCCAGGGACCCUGGAUUGGCCACUAUUGCCAAAAGCGCCCCAGCACCCCCAACUGAGCCUAAGGAGGAGCCAAAGCCCAAGCCUCCAGAGGCCAAGAAGACCUUUAACAGUGUGAGCAAGAUAGACAGGAUUGCCAGAAUAGCCUUCCCGCUGCUCUUUGGAACCUUUAACCUGGUCUACUGGGCAACCUACUUGAAUAAGAAGCCCAAAUUGCAGGGGAUGGAUCCACACUAAUCCAUGUUUCAUUCCUUUAAAAUUAUACCUGUCUAUUUUUUUUUUUUCAUUUCCUUUCUUAUUCCUCCUAAAACAGGUGUUUCUUUUUAUUUUCAGACAAACAUGGUGUCCAUGCUGGUUUGAACUCCCAGUUGUUGCAUUGCUUCUAUGUUUACCUAAAGUUUGAAGAUUUUGAAAAAAAAAAAUAGAGAAAAAAAGAAAGAUAGCUAUACAGACUUUUGAAAGGAUGUUGUUCAGGUCUCGGGUGAUGCUACUAAGAAAAUGCUACUAUAAAUAUAUAGCCAAGAGAAUGCUAUUCUACAACUCCACAUAGCCCAAACCUGUUCAUGGGCUUUUAUUUGUUUUCUUAUUUUUAUUUUGUUUCUAUUUUAAUUAAACAUGGAAUCACAGACACGGUAAAGGGCACUUGUGUAUAUGCAUGGGAAGGGCAUCUUCUUAUUUGUUUAUUUAUUCAAAAUACAGAUCCACACUGACUGCACAUAGCUUAGUUUAUUUGAUAUCAGCAGCAUCAAUGCUAUGCUCAUUCUUUGUCAAGUUUUAAAUUCUUUGUAGAUGUUUUACGAGAUUAAUUAUGUCAUUCUUGAAAAUACUUUAGGGUUUCUGCAAUAGCAAUAAAACAUGUCUCACACCAUUUAUUUAGAGAUAAAAAAAAUAAAAAAAUGAAACCAUAUCUGUGCUCAGCAUUUAAAAUAUUAUUAUUUUUCUUUCACAGCAUUGUAUAUAUUAUCAAGAGUUAGAGAUGUCAAUAUUAUGUUUAAGCUUUGCAAAGUGUAACUAAAGGGUAUGUUUAUUGAAUACAUGGAGAAGAUAACCUUUUUAUUUAAUUUGGUUUUGUUUUGGUUGAUGAUACUUUCUACCAAAAGAGUAUAUACUGGUCUAAUUCACGCUUAAGUGACUGUUCGCGUUCCAUUCAAAGCUGCUUUCACACUGAAGUAAAAUAUUAUUCAACUGUGUUUGUGUACACACUGACGGCAACAACAGCAACAACAUUCAACAGUGUAAGAUUGGUUAGUUAUGAGUAAGAAUGUAAACAUCAUCUGGAAUGCUGGAGUGCAUUUGACAUUUAGAAUUAAAUCACACAUUAUUUACUUCUUUUGUUUCUUCUAUUUAUGGAGGGACCAAAACGCCAUUUAUAGCAAAGUGCAGUAGGCAUCGCUUAAAGAUGGGCGGGGCACAUUGAGAAGGAGGAGAAGUGCCUUUUUUAAUUUUCAGAGUUGAAGCUGUGAUGGCUACUGCUUUGUUGAUUGAUGGCACAUCUGUAUUUUCCAUCCCACUGUGCCCCCUGACCCUGUUUAGUCCCCAUCUCCUUUCUGUUGAAAAUUGAGACACAACACUCAGAAAGUACCAGCUACACUGCCUUCAGUAUCACAUGCCCGUUCGGACUCAUUUGUUGCUGCUUGUUGGUGAGCAACAGCGAGAGACAGGGACAGAGACAGAAAGAGACAAAGAGAGAAAGGAAACGGUGAGUUGAAGUGGCACUGUAGUCUUGCUUUAGCCGGCGUCUUGUAGUUUCACGAUAGCGACGGAGAUGAAUAUAUUUUUGUAGCAUGAUGUCAAUCCCUCUUCCGAAAAAAACCCAACAGCAACUAACGCAAAUGUGAAAAAAAAAUGCUUUUGUUUUGUCUUGAACAUUGCUUGCUCUUUUUUUCUUUUAACUUAUUAAAAAAAAAAACAAUUUAAGGACAUGCUUCUUCUCUCAUGUGGCACGUUUAGGUUUCGGAACAGUCCAUUUUAAAUUAUGUUAAUGUAGCAAUAUUAAUUAGCAAGGGCUUUUCUUAGGACCUGAACCUGACACUCAGUCUGGGGCUGAUAACCAUUGUAGCUUGACACUGACCCCUUUGUAGUUUCAGCGAUAUACAUGGAAAUCUAGGAAUUAUUUAGAUUUGGUCAAAGAUAACAGCCAUCGCAUUGUGUGUCCAUCUUGGAUUCCGAAGCCUUGGUCUUGUAUUGCAUCAUGGGUGCUGGGUCUGCUUAUUUGAAUAUGUUUUACAGGGCACUGAACAGGUUGAAUGACAUUUAAGAACCCUGCAGAAAUCUCUGAGUGUUAGUGCGCUGGGGUGAAUAGAUCAUGCUAUCACCUGAGAAAUAUGGAAAAAGAGACCGCUGGUUGUUGCUAUUGUUAUUGUUUGCAUUAUCAUUAUGACCAAUGCUUAACCUAUCCCCUAAUGCAAGUCUACUGUUAACAGCCACUUAACCUACAAGCAGAGGGUCAAAGAACUGCAAAGUUCAGGAUGAAGGGUUGUAUAAAGAUAUUUGAAUUCUAAACUAGUGUAUGUAUGUUUAUUAUCAUGAAGAAAAAAUAUAUAUACAUAUGUAAAAUACAUAAUGCAUACAGUAUUUGAUUAUAUUAAUGAAGUUAUUAGCUAAGAUGACAAUUAAUAUUGUUUGUAUUAUCAACCUAUUCUUAUGCAUUUUGCACAUUUAGAAGAACAAUAACAUUACAUUUAUGUAGUCAGCUUUGUGCUAUGCAAGGGCAGCUUUGAACCACAUCAUUGACCUUCUCUCCCUGUCCAUUGUGUUUUAGAUUUACAAGCUAUUAGAAAAAAAAGAAAUGAAAAUAAGCUUAGCUUUGACAUCAGUUGCUCACCCACUAGCUUUUUCUUCUUUCAACCAUGGCUAUACAGGGUGACAUCAAAGAAAACAGUGGAUUAUCUCUUUUGUUUGCGCUUUGGAUUUGUCGGUGGUUGAAGGGAAAAUGGCUUUUAUUGUUGAUUGCACUUUUUCUCGGGAGACAUGCAAUAAAGUGAUUGAACUGAAAAAAAACAGGAGCAAAACUGUAACAAGAUCAACUUGUUAAUAAUAUUCUGUUCUUUUCUUGAGCUUGUUUGUCAUUACAAAAAUGGAGGCAGGUGAAUAUGUUACUUUGCGAAAUGGAUCGUUUUGUUUAUCUUUUGCUUUCCAAAGCUCAAUGAUAUUACAGGGUGCGCAAGAGAGUUUGACUUUGACAGAGUAAGUAAAUUUUGUAAACUUUUCAGUUUGGAAAAUCUUUGCUAAGCCCCUUUCUUGUACUCCAAGCAGGAUCAAACAAAUGCUAUAAACCAUAACACAUAUUUUUGAGCCAGGUCUGGUUUUGCUACAUUUAAUGCUCCAGAAAGAGAAUGUGAAAUGUGAGGCACGGUGCAAUCACGAGCUUCCAACUUUUACCUUCACAUUCAUAUGCAGAGCAUACAUGUAAAUAUCACAUUUGUAGGCCCAUCCAUCAUUUCUUUCAUUAUGUUUGAUGCAAGGUCCAUUGCAGUUCUCAGCAGCACUUGCUUUUCAACAUUGAGUCUUUGGUUAUUCCUAGAUACCUACUGGAGUUUUUCUUGUAUUUUUAUCAAGCAAAAUAUGUUCUGAUUUUCACUGAAAUGUAAAAAAAAACAACUAAUUUUCUAAAGCACAAAAGUUGAUUAGGGUAAGAGAAACUAGAGUGAGACUGUCUACAUAUGGACAUCGACAAACACACGUUCAAAACACACGCAAACACACAUAGCCACAUACAUACACAGGAAUGUGUUGAUAGUCCAAUGAUACUGGGUUCUAAUGGAUGUAGAAAUGGUGAACCUUCUGUAAAUGUUUUCUUUUGUUUCUUUUGGUUAUGAUAUGGCCCUGUAGAAUCUGAUUCUCUGCAUUAGUCUUUAAAUAAAAAGAAAACAACUGAAA